This is a messenger RNA of Theobroma cacao (cacao), 1964 nucleotides long. NCBI's taxonomy places the organism in Eukaryota, Viridiplantae, Streptophyta, Magnoliopsida, Malvales, Malvaceae. The record is from RefSeq and is a predicted model, not a curated record.
GAUAAACUCAUAUGCACAAAAUUAGCUUCAAAAAAAUGAAGUCUCCGCACUUUCUAGUAUUUUCAUUUCUUUUUGCUGCUUUCUUCUCAUUGUCAUGGGCAACCUCGGCUCAUACUCAUGAGAGUUUUCUUCAUUGCCUUUCCCUUCAUUCCGAAGACUCCUCUUUCAUUUCGAAAAUCAUCUAUGCACAAAAUAAUUCUUCAUAUUCGUCUGUUUUGGAGUUUUCAAUGCAUAAUCUCAGGUUCUCCACGCCAACUACCCCCAAACCACAGGUCAUUAUAACACCAUUUUAUGAAUCCCAUCUUCAAGCAACAAUUUACUGUUCAAAAAAACAUGGACUUCAAGUUAGAACUCGAAGUGGUGGCCAUGAUUUUGAAGGCAUUUCUUAUGUUUCUAAAGUUUCAUUUGUCAUUAUUGAUUUGAUUAAUUUUCGAUCAAUUGACAUUGAUGUGGAAAACAAAGUUGCAUGGGUUCAGUCUGGAGCAAUUCUUGGUGAGCUAUAUUACAGAAUUGCUAAAAAAAGUAAUACUCUUGCCUUCCCAGCCGGUGUUUGUCACACUGUAGGUGUUGGUGGAUAUUUUAGUGGGGGAGGUUAUGGCUUAUUAUUUCGAAAAUACGGUCUUGCUGCUGAUAACAUAAUUGAUGCUCAAUUCAUUGACGUUAAUGGACGAAUUCUUGAUAGAAAAGCUAUGGGAGAAGAUUUAUUUUGGGCCAUUCGAGGAGGUGGAGGGGGUAGCUUCGGCAUCGUCAUCGCAUGGAAAUUAAAGCUGGUUCCUAUUCCAGCAACUGUGACUGGAUGCAUCGUUAGCAAAACGUUAGAACAAAAUGCGAUCAAACUUGUCCACCGUUGGCAAUAUAUUGCACACAAGCUGCCUGACGAAACAUACUCCUCGGUUGCCUUAAGAAGAGUGAAUUCUAGUCAAGAUGGGAAAAAGACUGUUCUAGCUUCCUUUAGAUUAUUCUUUCUCGGUGGCGUUGAUGAGCUUGUUCCAUUGAUGCAAGAGAGAUUUUCGGAGCUUGGACUAGUAAAGGAAGAUUGCACUGAAAUGAGUUGGAUUGAAUCUAUUCUCUACUUUGGCCAAAUUAGGAAUAAAUCCUUGGAUGUUUUACUUGAUAGGACUUUUCAAAGUCCUCUCUUUAGUCCAGCCUUCAAAGCAAAAUCUGACUACGUAAAGGAACCUGUUCCUGAAAUUGCGUUAGAAGGGCUAUGGUCAAAGCUUUAUGAGGAAGAAGCAAAAUCUGCCGGUGUACUUUUUGUGGCUUAUGGGGGGGAAAUGGAUGAGAUUCCAGAGACUGCAACUCCAUUUCCGCAUAGAGCUGGCAACUUAUACAAAAUCUUAUACGCUGUAGGUUGGCAAAAAGAAGACAACAAAAAUUCCCAGAGGUACGUAAGUUGGAUUAGGAGAGUUUAUAGCUAUAUGAGUUCCUUUGUUUCAAAAUCACCUCGAGAGGCAUAUAUCAAUUAUAGAGAUCUUGACAUUGGAACUAACAACAAAGAUAACACUAGUUAUGCACAAGCAAGUGUUUGGGGUCAUAAAUAUUUUAAGAAUAACUUUGAUAAGUUGAUAAGUGUGAAAACAAUGAUUGAUCCAGAAAAUUUCUUCAGACAUGAACAAAGCAUCCCUCCACUUUUGUCCAGAUGGAAGAAAAGAGGCAAUUAGAGUGUAUAUAACCUUGGUGGACGCUUUUAAUUAGAAAAGCACACAUCAUAGCUCUAAAUAAAAUGUUUGAUUAGUUCUUUGUUACCAUUUCUGGCUGGCAUAAUGCAUGAGUAGUAUGCAUAACCCAUUAAUUACCUUUGGUUGAAACAAGUUAAUGUGUGUUGACAAUGAUAAAUCUUAGCCUUUCUUUCUCCAGAUUUCAUUAUUAGAUACAAAAACAUGCAAAUACAUGUAUAAUUUUAGCUUUUGGCCCUUGUAUGUUCUAAAAGAUUCAGAAUAGUGUAAUGCAGCACAUUUUUCUCA